Molecule: messenger RNA, 3763 nt
Organism: Chinchilla lanigera (long-tailed chinchilla)
Lineage: Eukaryota; Metazoa; Chordata; Mammalia; Rodentia; Chinchillidae
Gene: Pif1
Product: PIF1 5'-to-3' DNA helicase
Biological process (GO): DNA repair; telomere maintenance
Molecular function (GO): DNA helicase activity
Source: RefSeq, a predicted model, not a curated record
GGCGGCUUCCUCUCCAUCAGCCCGGUGCAGCCCGAGGAGCUGCGGCGCGCGGCCCCCACGCGCGCUCCCCAAAAGCCGCCGGCGGAACGCCCGGCCCCGGCCGAGCCCAGCACGGGAGCCCCCAGAUGGCCGCGGCCGGUGAAGAGGCUGAGCCUGCCCCCCAGCAAGCCACAGCUGUCGGAGGAGCAGGCUGCCGUGCUGGGGCUCGUCCUGAAAGGCCAGAGCGUCUUCUUUACCGGGAGUGCAGGGACUGGGAAGUCCUACCUGCUGAAGCGCAUCCUGGGCUCACUGCCCCCUGCGGGGACCGUGGCCACUGCCAGCACAGGGGUGGCAGCCUGCCACAUUGGGGGCACCACCCUCCACGCCUUUGCGGGCAUUGGCUCGGGCCGGGCCCCCCUGGCGCAAUGCGUGGCUCUGGCCCAGCGGCCGGGUGUGCGGCAGGGAUGGUUGAACUGCCAGCGGCUGGUUAUUGACGAGAUCUCCAUGGUGGAGGCGGACCUGUUUGAUAAGCUGGAGGCCGUGGCCAGAGCUGUCCGGCAGCAAGAGAAGCCCUUCGGGGGGGUCCAGCUCAUCAUCUGUGGGGACUUCCUGCAGCUGCCCCCGGUCACCAAGGGCUCCCAGCCCCCUCGCUUCUGCUUCCAGGCCAAGAGCUGGAGGAGGUGUGUGCCUGUGACCCUGGAGCUGACUGAGGUGUGGAGGCAGGCAGACCCUGCCUUCGUCUCCCUGCUGCAGGCUGUGAGGCUGGGCAGGUGCUCGGAUGAGGUGACCCGGCAGCUCAGAGCCACAGCUGCCCACAAGGUGGGGCGAGACGGCGUUGUGGCCACGAGGCUCUGCACCCACCAGGACGACGUGGUGCUCACCAAUGAACGGCGGCUCCAGGAGCUGCCAGGGGAGGUGCACAGCUUCGAGGCUCUAGACAGCCACCCUGAGCUCGCUCGGGCUCUGGACGCCCAGUGUCCCGUGAGCCGGCUUCUGCAGCUAAAGCUGGGCGCGCAGGUGAUGCUGGUGAAGAACCUGGCGGUGUCUCGAGGCCUGGUGAACGGCGCCCGAGGGGUGGUGGUGGGGUUCGAAGCCGAGGGCAGAGGGCUGCCCCAAGUACGCUUCCUGUGCGGUGUCACCGAGGUCAUCCGCACGGACCGCUGGACGGUGCAGGCCACAGGGGGCCAGGUCCUCAGCCGGCAGCAGCUGCCCCUCCAGCUGGCCUGGGCACUGUCCAUCCACAAGAGCCAGGGCAUGUCUCUGGACUGCGUGGAGAUCUCCCUGGGCCGGGUGUUUGCCAGCGGCCAGGCCUAUGUGGCCCUCUCCCGGGCCCGCAGCCUGCAGGGCCUGCGGGUGUUGGACUUUGACCCUUUGGUGGUCCACUGUGACGCCCGGGUGCUGCGCUUCUAUGCCACCCUGCGGCGGAGCCUCGGUCUGGAGUCCCCAGACCACAAGGAGCCAGGCUCUGACCAGGAGAACACAGACUCCACCUGCUGAGUGUCCGCUGCAAAGGGAGACGAUGUGGGCGAGACCCAGCCACCUGCUCCCUCGGGAAUAACUUCAGGGGCUUCCCACCCACUUACGAGCUGGGCCCAUGUCUCCCCGUCCUGGGCUCAGAAGUCACCCUUUCUGUACCCACUGGGAAUGGGCCUGGGCGGGUACCUGGCACCAGAGGAAAAGCUGUGUGCAAGGACUGGAUGCAGGGCUGUGGGGUGCUGUGCGCCCCUCUCUGGGCUGCAGAGGGUAUAGGCUGCUUCGGGACUGGCAGCCUCCUGCUGGGGGCUAUGCUGGUGAGUUUUCUGCUGCUAUAACAAGAUACAAGAGGGCAUGGAAUGAUAUAAAGAAAAGAGGUUUAUGCAGUGCACCUUCUCAAGGGCCAAGAGCAUGGUGCCUGCACCUGCCUGGCUCUGCUGGGCCCGAGUGGCAUAUGGCAGCACACAGGGCAGGGACACGUGAGUGGGGUAACGGGGUGCAAGACAAGGGGCACAAGACAAACUGGCCAUCGUGGUGCACACUGCAGUCCCAGCACUUGGGAGGUUAAGGCAGGAGGACUGGGAGUCUAGUUAGUCCUAGCCUGCGCAACUUAAUGACUUAGUGAGACCCUAUCUCAAAACUGUAAAAAAGGAUGGGGACUGAGUUAUAGCUCAGUGCAAAAGCCCUGGGUUCAGUCCCCAGCACUCAGAAAUUAAGCAAGAGACACGGAGGUCUCAGGAGGCUGAGGCAGGAGAAUCACUGUUGAGUUCAAGGCCAGCCUGAACUGCAUAGCAAGGCCCUGUCUCAAAAAGACAAAAAAAAAGCGGCAGCGUGGGGGGGUGGGGGGAGGCGCCUGGCUCCGUUUUUAUAAGCAGUCCAGCGGAACCCUUCCACUCCUGGCAGACCCCAUGGCUUAAUUUUCCGCCAGUCUCCACCUUGCCACCUCAAACCGCUACACUGGGACCAAACUGCCGGCGUCUCCACCCGUAGGGGACAAACUAUCAAAACCAUAGGGAUCGGAAGAGAGAGGAACCCGGGUUCCAUUCGGGCGCGGCCCAGGGUAUCACAGCCCAGGGCUGACGCCUGAACAGAAGCUGCAAAACCUGCAGCAGCUGCUUUUUUGGGGGGCGCCGGUUGAGGGCGCUGAAAGGGAUGUUCUCAGGUUGUAUUUAUUUGAGACAAACCUGCGCACGCUAUGAGAACCCACCGCCCUUCCCCGCGCAUGCUCACAUCACGGCAAGAGCGCAGCCCUGGAAGCCAGGUGCUAUUCACGUGGUCACCUGAGGUUUAGGAAGCCGAGGUGGUUGAGGCUGGCGACUGACAAUCAAGUGAUGAGGGGAGUUGCCCUCAUCUGACAGACGUGGACACACCAGAGCUCCUCUCAGUUUGGGCCCUGUUGGGAUUCCAGCCUGGACAUUCUGAAGGGGCAUAAGUCAUCGACAGUCCACCGUCAGUUCAUCAAGAAGUAGGAUGGCUAUGAUCCCAGCGCCCUGGUGGCUGAGGCAGGAGGAUUACAAGUUUGGCCCUAGUUUGAGCAACUUAAUGAUACCCUGUCUUUAAAAAGGUAAAAAAAGAAAAACUGGUGGAGCAUGCCUAUAACACUAUUACUCAGGAAGCUGAGGCAGGAGGAUCCCUUCGAGUUUGAGGCCAGCCUGGGCCUCAAACUUCAUACAUAGUGAAAUCGUGUCUCAAAAAGUUUAUUUUGAGGCAAAAUCACCAAGUUGCCCAGACUGAGAUCAAAUAUGUGAUCCUCCUGCCUCGGCCUCCCAGAGCGCUGGGAUUACGAUGUGUGGGUGGGUCUUUAUGGUGAUCCUAGUCCCCUUACAGCACAGCCCUCCUCCGGGCCUGGCUGAGGGCGCUUGCCAUUAGGUGGCACACUCGGUCCCUCCUUCCACACAGUAGCCCGGGACACCCGGUGUGGCAGAGACAGGGCCCCGAGUUUUCUCACAGCUCUGCACUGGGGGUUCUUCAUGGAAAUGGCGGAAGCUGACCCAGGGUAAAGAAAGAAGAUAACUGCCAGCAGGAAAGAAGAUAACAGAGAAGCAGAACCCACGUGGAGACCAGGAAACCAGGCUGGGAGCAGAUCAGACCAGGGCUGGAAGUAGCAGUGGAGCUUGCGGCAGCCAUGCCACCAAGUCCUCUGCUUCCGCCUGGACACCGACCUUGCCACCUCUGUCCCUGCACAGUGCAGCAGCCACUGGCAAGAGGCUGGACGUGCCAUCAUGGUGCGGAGGGAGUGUGGAGGCUGAGGCAGGAGGAUCCCACCCUGUGUCAAAACAUUAAAAAGACUAGGGCUGUGGCUCUGUGCAAA